UAGGAGACGGAGAAGGAAGCCUCUGGCCUUGUUCCUUAUCUUUUAGAGUUUGGUCAAAUCAGAAUUAAAAUCAUGAUUGCAGCUUCCUUUUAAAAACCUGCCGCCGGAAUUUUGUUACAAUCACAUGCCUUUGACAACAGCAUGCACACGUGGCACCCAUCCAUUAGACUGUCGAUUUAGAUAAGCUUAAUUCCGGACUUACGUAGUGGAGCCACCCUUCUAACCAGCACUGCGCCGAGGGAAUAUUCGGAUCGGCAAACUAAACUGGUGAAAAACUUCCCGACAGCAGAGCUGACGAAGGAAGGACGAACAGAAUAAUGUCGGAUUACAUACCUGAAGAAUUGUUGAUAGAUAUCUUUGCAAGACUACCGGUGAAGUCUUUGAUUCGAUUGAGGUUAGUCUGCAAAUCCUGGUACUCGUUAAUUUCGAAACCAAGUUUCAUAACCACACACCUCAAUCGAACUAAGAAAUCAAACACAGCUCUCCCCCAACUACUCAUCAAGUGCGAAUCUGCGUAUCAACAGCACUACUUGUCAUGUUUCGAUGACGAAACGUUUGGUGUUAAGUAUGAGGAACUUGAAUCUCCAUUUGACAUCUCUGUCAAAUUCUUCGAUAUUUUGGGUUCAUAUAAUGGCUUGUGUUUAUUGAAAGCUUCAUGCGAAGUUGAUUUCUUUCUGUGGAACCCAUCGAUUAAAAAAAUCCUAACACUUCCUCCGAUUAAGGUUACUACUUUUCCUGAUCAUAGCUAUACCGAUGGCGUUGCUGUUGGAUUUGGGUUUGAUCAGAACAGUAAUGACUACAAAGUGGUGUUGAUUAGGUAUUUGUUUAGAUCCAUCAGUUUACGCUAUGUUUGUCAGGGUGUGGAGCUUUAUGAGCUUAGUACUCACUCUUGGAGAUCCAUUCAUGGUGUUGGUUGUUUUCGGUAUGAAAUUUUUCGCAAUACACCUUAUGUGUUUUUGAAUGGGGCUGUUCAUUGGGUUGCAUCGGUUCGUCGUUUAACGGCUUUUAUGGUUGUGGCGUUUGAUAUGAGUGAUCAAGUUUUCAGGGAGAUGGCAUUGCCGAACCGUCUUGUUCGUGGAAGUCCAAACCAUGUAUUUAACGUAAGUCCUUGUGAAAUGAUGCGUGUCGCGAUAUUGGGUGAGUCGCUUGCUGUAAUCCAAUCUGACCUAGAUAUAAAUCCCAGAACUUUUGAUAUAUGGGUAAUGGAAGAAUAUGGUGUCGUGGAGUCGUGGACUAAACGAUCCACAAUCGUUCUACAAGGGGAAUUUUGGAGGGUUGUGGGUUUGAGGAAGAAUGGUGAUGUGCUAAUGGUUGCAGAGGGAGAAGGAGAUAAUGAGUUGGUUUUAUGUGACUCCCAAAGCCAACAGAUCAGGCAUCUUGGAGUCCGAGGCUAUCAUUACUGUUUUCAGGUUGUUUCUUACAUAGAGAGCUUAGUUGGAUUAGAUGGAACUGUCACAGUUGCCAACAAGAAAGCAUCAAGGCGAAAGAGAGAGUGUUGUUGCUGGAUAUGGGGAUGAGGAACUUCUUACAAACAGCAUAAAAGGAAUAUGUCAUGCUUGUCUAGGCAGAGUUGCACUGGAACUACAUAAACAGUUGUGAAUCCAAUAUGAUCAGAUUUAUUGUGGAUGUGGCUCAAAUUCAAUCUCAAUUAUGCUUAUUAUCCAUUAUUGACAACGGUCACAAAUGUUGCUAGGUCCAAAGUGUUAUUUGUAUUUGGGUCUAUUUUGACCCAAUUUUCUAUUUGUUGAAUCCUGGUUAUGUAUUAGCUUAUUUCAGUUUUAUAGUAUUGAAAGCUUUUGUUACAAAGGAUCGUGUUAGGACUUGAGCAAGCAGACUCAUUGUAUUCGCUACAUACGUAGUAAAACUCUUUCACUCACCCUCAUCGGCUGUGAAUUGCCUCGUGAAUUGACUAUAUGUAUUUUGGAUAUGCAUCUGCUAUAUCUAUCUAUCUAUCUAUCUAUACUAUUAUAAAGUGAACACCUCUUACGGUGUCCUGAAGCUUUGUUUCUUAUGCUGCCACGUGUUCACUUUUUUAUUUAAAAUUAAAAAAAAAAAGUUAGAUAUAUAAGUGGUGUAUACUUGAACUUUAGACUUAUAUCAAAUGAAUAAGACUCUAACCACUUGACUAGCACAUAACAUAUAAUAAAUUUUUCAUUUUAUUUUUAUUUAUUUGAAUAGCACAUGCAUCGCGUGUGGCAACCGCUAGUUAUUAUUAUUAUAUAUAUG
Camellia sinensis is the source of this 2226-nucleotide messenger RNA. RefSeq names its product F-box protein At3g07870. Gene Ontology annotation, molecular function: protein binding. The record is from RefSeq and is a predicted model, not a curated record. NCBI's taxonomy places the organism in Eukaryota, Viridiplantae, Streptophyta, Magnoliopsida, Ericales, Theaceae.